This is a messenger RNA of Protopolystoma xenopodis, 315 nucleotides long. The record is from the annotation of a GenBank genome assembly. Lineage: Eukaryota; Metazoa; Platyhelminthes; Monogenea; Polystomatidea; Polystomatidae.
AUGCCGGCGAAACGUCUGGGAAUGUACCAUGUUCACAGUCCUACUCUGGAAAUGAUGAUGCAUACAAUGGAUUCCGGACUAGAAUUGUUUACUGAUUUGAAGCCAUGCCAUUCGCUUCUCUACAAGAUUGUGCUUCAUGUUUUCGUCUCCAUGAUCGGUGGAUUUCAUCAUGACUUUCCAUUUCUAAGGAAAAUUUGGUUGGAGGGAAUUUGUGAAAAGGUCUCUCAUCGUGACCCGAAGGAGGCUUGCCGCGGAGUGAAGAAUGUUGGAUUUGGCGAAGAAGUCGCCGGCUCACCGUCCAGCGAGCCCGAUUAA